Uranotaenia lowii is the source of this 1884-nucleotide messenger RNA. RefSeq names its product CDK5RAP1-like protein. Gene Ontology annotation, biological process: negative regulation of cyclin-dependent protein serine/threonine kinase activity; tRNA modification. Gene Ontology annotation, molecular function: 4 iron, 4 sulfur cluster binding; tRNA-2-methylthio-N(6)-dimethylallyladenosine(37) synthase activity. The coding region runs from base 98 to 1840 and encodes 580 amino acids. The transcript has 3 exons. Gene Ontology annotation, cellular component: cytosol; mitochondrion. NCBI's taxonomy places the organism in Eukaryota, Metazoa, Arthropoda, Insecta, Diptera, Culicidae. The record is from RefSeq and is a predicted model, not a curated record.
GCUAAUCGGGAUCCUUUCAUGAACGAAAUGCAAAAAUACAGUCGCAAAGCAAUUCAAAACAAAAAAAAUUAUCUAAGGUCCCAAAACUCGUGCGGUGAUGAAUUUAUCUGUGAGAAAACUAUUUUUUAGAGAUGUUAAACUGUUAAACAGGUGUUAUUCUUCUAUUCGUCGUGAUGGUUUCGAAAAUCGGCUUCAGCAAGGUCCGGGCCUUCGUGAGUUCAUUCAACAACAGGAAGGUACACCCGAUGAGGGAUUGUCGUCGGUACACCACAUUAAGAAGGUCAGUGAUAUACCGUACUUGUCGCGUGAAUCUGUUUCGGGACACCGACGGAAAGUUUUCUUCGAAGUGUACGGUUGCCAGAUGAACACCAAUGACACCGAAAUCGUGUGGUCUAUUUUGAAAUCCCAUGACUUCCGUCGAACCGGAAGCAUUCACGAUGCUGAUGUGGUACUGCUGAUGACUUGCGCCAUCCGGGAUGGAGCAGAGAGUACUGUCUGGAAUCGACUGAAGCACUUCCGUUCGAUAAAGGACCAGCGAGAGGAAACUAAACCUAUUCAAAUUGGUGUUCUAGGUUGCAUGGCCGAAAGAUUAAAGACACAACUGGUGGAGAAGGAACGGGUCGUUGACGUUGUGGCUGGUCCCGAUAGUUACAAAGAUCUACCGAGGCUCCUCGCAGUUGGCCAGAAAGGACAGAAAGCAAUCAAUGUUUUACUUUCUCUCGAUGAAACGUACGCCGAUGUUAUUCCGAUGAAACUAGAUCGUAAAUCGCGGACGGCAUAUGUGUCUAUUACGAGGGGCUGCGACAACAUGUGCUCCUACUGCAUAGUCCCAUUCACACGGGGCAAGGAACGAUCCAGGCCUAUUGCUUCAAUCAAACAGGAAGUUUUGUACCUGGAAUCCAAAGGUAUCAAGGAGAUAACACUACUGGGUCAAAAUGUGAAUAGCUAUCGAGAUACGUCAGGCCAAAUCUAUGAACAAGACAGUACAAAGCAAGCUGUUGUCGUGGCUCCGGGUUUUAAAACAGUUUACAAAACUAAAAUCGGGGGUCUAAAAUUUGCUGAACUGCUAGAGGAAAUUGCACAAACUGUCCCAGAAAUGAGGAUUAGAUUUACAUCACCCCAUCCUAAAGAUUUCCCCAAAAAUGUGCUAGAAACAAUUGGUCGUUAUCCCAACAUUUGCAACAGCUUACACCUUCCCGCCCAAUCUGGAAGCUCCUCGGUGCUGGAACGAAUGCGUCGUGGUUACAAUAGGAAAGCCUACAUAAAUCUGGUUCACGAAGUCCGUUCAAUACUACCGCAAGUGACACUGUCGAGUGAUUUCAUUUGCGGGUUUUGUGGCGAAACGGAUGAGGAAUUCGCGGAAACGAUCUCCUUGAUUCGAAAAGUAAAAUACCACAAUGCCUUCCUGUUUGCCUAUAGCAUGAGAGAGAAAACAACGGCUCAUCGACGUUUUCAAGACGAUGUACCAGAAGAUGUGAAGCAAUCUCGUCUCCGUGAAAUGAUAAAGGCUUUCCGAGAAACAGCAGAACAAUUAAACAGCAAAUUCGUUGGCAGAGUGGAGUUGGUUUUGGUGGAAGGUCCAAGUAAGAGGUCUAACAGAGAUCUAUCUGGACGGAACGACGGUAAUGUAAAAGUUAUAAUUCCUUUCGGGCAUGUUCCUUGGGAUGAUAUCGAUGGUAGCGAGAUGAAAUCCAUUGUCAGUGGUGAUUACGUGGCCGUAAGGAUCACCGAGUCCAAUUCGCAGAUUUUAAAGGGGGUUCCACUUUAUCAUACAUCGAUUCAGAAGUUUUAUGAAAAAACUAAAAGCAAUCUUGGGCAGAGAUUGAUAAAUGUUGGUUAAAUAUGUAUACAAUCAAAAAUAUUAAGCUUAACUAUGGAACUAAU